This is a messenger RNA of Schistosoma mattheei, 816 nucleotides long. The record is from the annotation of a GenBank genome assembly. Lineage: Eukaryota; Metazoa; Platyhelminthes; Trematoda; Strigeidida; Schistosomatidae.
AUGUCAUCUGAUUAUUCAGACAUGCCGUUACCUCCUAACUGGGAGUCUCGACUCGACUCAGAAUCCGGCCACUGGUAUUAUAUCAAUCAUGAGGAUAAGACUACUAGUUGGGAUGAUCCACGACCUGCAUAUUAUUCUGCUCAACAAUUAGACCUUUUAAAUACUUAUCGAAUGGGUUUUGGUGAUCGACAAGAUUUGAUUGGUGAAUUUUUCGACAUACCUGAAAUUUCUUCUAAGUCACAAAAAAAUCCAAAAUCUAUUAACCCUAAACCAUGCGAUGAUCGUAGUAAAGAUGGUCCCGCUACAAAAACACAUCGUAGUCGAAUUGAACCAAAUGGAGAAAAUUCAUCACGAAAAGAUACUUAUUCCAAAGGAAGAACUACUUCAACACAUCGUAAUCGUGAAUCAAAAUCAAGUGUUUGUUCACAAAAUGAUAAUGAAUCAUAUCAUUCAUCAAUUUAUUUUUCACCGAAAACUAAUAAAAAAUCUAAAUAUGAUUCAUUAUUACCAAAAACACCAACAGAUAAUGAUGAUCACAAUGUUGAUGAUAAUGUUUUUGCUACGGAAUCAACUAAAAAAGGGGACACAUCAGAAUCCACACAAAAUGAUAAAGAAUCACUUCAAAUCAAUAAUUCCAGCAGGUUGUCGCUAGAAAAACACCUUGAUACUGCUGUUACUACUACAACUCUUACUUCCGAUACCGUUAUUCUCACUGAAAAUAAUCCAUUGCAAAAGGUUAAUACUACAGAAAUAUCGGUUGAAAAGCAGUCAUUGAAUAAUGGAUCAUCUAUAUAUCCAGACCAAACCAUGGGUUAA